Molecule: messenger RNA, 372 nt
Organism: Pseudozyma flocculosa PF-1
Lineage: Eukaryota; Fungi; Basidiomycota; Ustilaginomycetes; Ustilaginales; Ustilaginaceae
Exons: 4
Coding region: 1-372 (123 amino acids)
Source: RefSeq, a predicted model, not a curated record
AUGUCGUCGUACCGCAAAGUCGACCCCUCUGAUCCUCGUCGGGCCGAUCUGACGAGGCCUCUGCAGCUUCCAGCGGCGUGGAGGGAAAACGACCUCGACAUGUAUGGGUCCUUCCUCGGCGGCGCCUCGAUGAUGUCCGGAGCGGCCAUGCUGACCCGCGCUCCGCAGAUUGCCUACCUCGGCAUGAUCUUCGCCGUCGCCCACCUCGCCCACGACAAGCCAUUCAAGUCUGAGAAGAACAAGGAGUCGCCAUCGGGAGGGCCGUUGAUGAGCCUGCUCUUCUCCGCGAUGGCUAUGCUGGCUCUGAUGGUUCCCAAGAUGGCUGUCAGCGACCCCCUCAAUGUCGCCAAGGCUGCGGCCGGGUCGGCGUGA